Nilaparvata lugens (brown planthopper) is the source of this 774-nucleotide messenger RNA. Its product is annotated as chromatin accessibility complex protein 1. Gene Ontology annotation, cellular component: nucleus; CHRAC. The record is from RefSeq and is a predicted model, not a curated record. NCBI's taxonomy places the organism in Eukaryota, Metazoa, Arthropoda, Insecta, Hemiptera, Delphacidae. Gene Ontology annotation, molecular function: protein heterodimerization activity. The transcript is spliced from 3 exons. Bases 300 to 665 code for a protein of 121 amino acids.
GUUCGUUCACAUACUCAAACAUGAAAACAAAGUAACAGUUAUUUUUUCAAGUAGCAGGUAAUAAACUGCUCCAACGAAUGUGUUACUCAAACAGAUAAUACGCUUGCGCAGUAGAAAGGAACAGUUCCACAGCGAGCCUCUCUUGAAAGAGCGAGGGAACAGGGAACAUGAAACUUUCAUAACAUAACCUUUACUUUAUACUUGUCUAUUUUAAUUUGGUGUACUGUAAUCUCGUGAUUUUGUUUCAAGUAUUUCCAAUUUUUGUGAUACUGUAAUUAAACAGAAUUUGCACAACAACAAUGACUAUGAACAAAUCUCCUGUCAAUAAAAGUAAAGAGACUGUACUGCCACUGUCGAGAGUUCGAACUAUUAUGAAAAGCUCACCUGAUGUUGAAAACAUUAGUCAGGAUUCUCUGUUAUUAGUUAUUCGGGCCACAGAGCUAUUCAUCCAAUACAUAUCUCAGAUGGCUUACAAGGUUGGAAAAUCAAAAGAUUCUUUGGAAUACAAUAAUCUGGCAGAAGUUGUCCAAACAACUGAUAAUAUGCAGUUUCUUAGAGAAAUAAUGCCACGAAAAAUCACUGUCAAGGAAUUCAGAGAAAUAAUGAAAAGGAAAGUUAUCGAGGGAAAUGAAGUCAUUAAAUCUCAAGGAAAACUUGACAGUUAACUAAUAUUGUUUUUGAUAAAACAAUCACAGUUUUAUAGCUAAAACUUUCAUUUUGCUUUCAUUGUACCAGAAAUAUUAUUAUUAUUAAAAGCACUUUCUUCGCACUGUA